Hordeum vulgare subsp. vulgare (domesticated barley) is the source of this 2200-nucleotide messenger RNA. Its product is annotated as organic cation/carnitine transporter 7-like. The record is from RefSeq and is a predicted model, not a curated record. Gene Ontology annotation, cellular component: membrane. Gene Ontology annotation, molecular function: transmembrane transporter activity. The coding region runs from base 410 to 1897 and encodes 495 amino acids. Gene Ontology annotation, biological process: transmembrane transport. NCBI's taxonomy places the organism in Eukaryota, Viridiplantae, Streptophyta, Magnoliopsida, Poales, Poaceae. The transcript is spliced from 7 exons.
GGGCUCCAUACCGCAUCUCCUUCCUCCCCAUCCCCACACCGCAGGGGCCACGCCGCCAACCUACGACCCAGACCCGCCAUCCAUCCCACAACGUCGGAGGAGACAAAUCGCCAGACAAGACCCGUCGUCGGUUGAUUCCUAACCGGCGCCAAGGGAUUCGUUCCGAUCCCUCCCCCGCCCAUUUCCUUCCCCCGCCCGGCAGGCCGAUCCACCACCCCCGUCCUGCCGGAUCACGCGCUUCUUUCUUGCGUCGGCGCAGAUCCAAGAAACGCACCCCUCCCACCCUCCGGCGGACAGGCACUCGGGCGCCGGGCGCGGGGCGAGGGCCGAGCUUGAUAUGCUCCCAGCUUGCUGAGGAUCGCCGCUGUCCAGGCCACCCUCUGUUCCGGCCGGCGAGCUACCGAUCAAAAUGAUGGAGGACGAACAAUCAGCCACAUAUACUGUGGAUGACGCCCUUAUAUCUUCAGGUUUUGGGAAGUACCAAAUAUUGAUUCUCGCCUAUGCUGGGAUAGGCUUAAUCGCUGAAGCAAUGGAGAUGAUGCUGCUAUCAUUUGUUGGUCCAUCAGUUCAGUUAGAAUGGAAUCUUACUGCUCACCAGGAAAGCAUGAUUACAAGUGUUGUUUUUGUUGGAAUGCUAAUAGGAGCUUACUCUUGGGGUGUGGUCUCAGAUAACUAUGGAAGGAGGAAAGGGUUUCUCUUUACUGCCAUUAUGACGAGUGGAGCUGGAUUCCUGAGUUCGUUUUCUCCAAACUAUUUAUCUUUAAUGGCUCUACGAUUUUUAGUCGGUAUUGGCUUGGGAGGAGGACCUGUUCUUGGAUCCUGGUUCUUGGAAUUUGUUCCUGCUCCAAGUAGAGGAACCUGGAUGGUGGUACUCUUAGCAUUUUGGACUGUCGGUACCAUCUUUGAGGCUUCACUUGCAUGGCUCGUUAUGCCCAAGUUUGGCUGGAGGUGGUUGCUAGCGUUAUCAUCUGUUCCGUCUCUCCUCCUGCUUUUGUUUUAUGCCAUCACACCAGAGUCACCAAGGUUCCUAUGCAUGAAAGGCAGAACAAUGGAGGCUGUGGAUGUACUUGGAAAAAUGGCAAGGUUAAACGGUGCAGAACUUCCUUCGGGUAAGCUUGUCUCUGACAAAAACAUUGAGCUAGAUGAAGUUUCGGAGUCUGCGACACUUCUGAAUGCUACUGCUAAAGCUGCUAAAGAAGAAGAAAAUGACAACAUCAAGGAAGACGAAGGUUCUGAUUUUGGAGGUUUCAAGUCUGUUUCUAAGCUGCUGUCACCAAAACUGCUCAGAGCAACUCUGCUUCUGUGGAUGGCUUUCUUCGGGAAUGCAUUUUCGUAUUAUGGUAUUGUUCUGUUGACAUCGGAGUUAAGUAAUGGCAAUAGGAUAUGUGCAAAACAGGAGGUUGAAUCAGUACACUCGAACAACUCAAGCUUAUACAAAAACGUUUUUAUCUCUAGCUUUGCAGAGAUUCCGGGUUCAUUCGUGUCGAUCAUGAUCGUGGAUAGAAUCGGCCGAAGGCUUUCAAUGGCUUCGAUGCUCUUCACUAGCUGUGUCUUUUUAUUCCCACUAGUGUUUUCCCGGACAGAAAUACUUACAAGAAUCUCGUUAUUCGGUGCCCGGCUCUGCAUUUCUGCGAGCUUCACAAUCGUAUACAUCUAUGCUCCUGAGAUCUACCCAACCUCGGUGAGGACGACAGGCAUCGGCGUCGCGAGCUCGGUGGGCAGGAUCGGCGGCAUUCUGUGCCCUCUUGUCGCUGUUGCUCUGGUGCACAACUGCCAUCAGACAACCGCGAUCCUCCUCUUCGAGCUCGUGGUUUUCCUCUCAGGAGUGGCUGUCAUGUUCUUCCCUUUCGAGAUGAAAGGCCGCAGGCUCAACGACACCGAGGCUGAUAUGCAUUGAUGUGGCGGGUUAUAUCGUAGGACCAAUUUUUUGUGUCCUGAGAGCAGUGGUGGCAUAUUAUCGAACAUCUUUUUCCAACAUGAUACCGAUAUUGAUUAUAGUGAUCUUAGAUACCGGGGAAUCUUUUCCCCUAGGAAUGAUCCCCAUUCACUUGGCGGCGGUGCGAGGGGUUUGCAGAGUAUAAGAAUAGUUGGGGCUGGGUCGGUUGUGCCCUGUUGUUUUGUAAUCUAUACUUUGGACUUUGGAAUGAUAUAAUCGUUGGAAUAAGGAAAUAUACCAGUUAGGCAGAAACUGGCUUUUUUA